AUGGUUGCUGUAAAGGUCAUAAUGGGGCCGUUUGCCUGUUUCAAUCAAGUUUUGAAUUUCCAAAGGGACGCAGAAUUCUCGUGCAGGGAUUCGUCCAGGGAUUCUGCAUGUGAAUCGGGGAGCGGAGGUCAGUCGAUGCAGAUAAUUAUGGAGAACAAUUUUGGGGUGAGCGGCCAAAAAAGUGUAUGUGCAUUCUGUGUGCAAAAUUUUAGCUUGGACGUUAUGGUGCUGUUGGGCAGUGGCCAGGCAUGGAAGGCAGGACGAGCAGGACAGCUUGGUGGUAGAGAUGUGGAGAUGAAAUGA
Molecule: messenger RNA, 303 nt
Organism: Ostreobium quekettii
Lineage: Eukaryota; Viridiplantae; Chlorophyta; Ulvophyceae; Bryopsidales; Ostreobiaceae
Source: the annotation of a GenBank genome assembly